UACCCCCGCGUCCCGGGAGGCGCCCGGCGCGCAGGCCCAGCCUAUGGUGUGGUGGCCCGCUUCUCCCAGUGCCUGGCUGAAUUUCGGGCGUGGUUAAGAACCAACUGGCUGCGGUUCAACCCCGACAAGCCGGAAGUGAUGCUGCCUUCUGUUGAGUCUUCAAGCCCAGGAGGUUCAGCAACAUCGGAUGACCAUGAAUUUGAUCCAUCAGCUGACAUGCUGGUUCAUGAUUUUGAUGAUGAACGGACAUUAGAAGAGGAAGAAAUGAUGGAAGGAGAAACAAACUUCAGUUCUGAAAUAGAGGAUCUUGCAAGGGAAGGCGAUAUGCCGAUUCACGAGCUCCUCAGCCUUUACGGCUACGAUAGCGCUGUUCAGCUGCCUGAGGAAGAGGAGGAGGAGGAGGAAGAGGAGGGGGACGAUGAUGAAGAUGUCGACAACGAUGACAACAGUGGGUGCAGUGGAGAAAACAAAGAUAACAUAAAGGAUUCAUCAGGCCAGGAAGAUGAGACUCAGUCGUCCAAUGAUGACCCAGCACAGUCUGCGGCUUCUCAGGAUGCCCAGGAAAUAAUCCGCCCACGUCGAUGUAAAUAUUUUGAUACAAACAGUGAAAUAGAAGAAGAGUCUGAGGAAGACGAGGACUACGUUCCGUCCGAAGACUGGAAAAAGGAAAUUAUGGUGGGUUCCGUAUUUCAAGCUGAAAUUCCAGUUGGCAUUUGCAAAUACAAGGAGAAUGAAAAAGUAUAUGAAAAUGAUGACCAGCUUCUGUGGAAUCCUGACUACUUGUUGGAAGAUAAAGUGAUUGAAUUUCUUAAUGAAGCAUCCAGACGAACAGGAGAUGAGAAAGGGGUAGAAGCAAUUCCUGAAGGUUGUCACAUAAAAGACAAUGAGCAGGCCCUCUAUGAAUUGGUGAAAUGCAAUUUUGAUACAGAAGAAGCCCUCAGGAGAUUAAGGUUUAAUGUGAAGGCAGCUAGAGAAGAACUGUCUGUUUGGACAGAGGAAGAAUGCAGGAAUUUUGAACAAGGCCUGAAAGCGUAUGGGAAGGAUUUUCAUUUAAUUCAGGCUAACAAGGUCCGAACGAGGUCCGUUGGGGAGUGCGUCGCGUUUUAUUACAUGUGGAAGAAAUCUGAACGUUAUGAUUUCUUUGCUCAGCAGACACGGUUUGGAAAAAAGAAAUACAAUCUUCAUCCUGGUGUGACGGAUUACAUGGACCGGCUCUUAGAUGAAAGUGAAAGUGCUGCCUCCAGCCGUGCCCCAUCCCCUCCCCCAACAGCCUCCAACAGCAGCACCAGCCAAUCAGAGAAAGAAGAUGGCGCAAGUAACAGUAAUCAGAAUGGCAUCGCCUCAAAUGGCCCCGGGGAAGUCUCUGGCAAGGAUGAUGUCAGAGUUGAAGGAUUGCACAUGAACGGGCCCACUGGUGGGAACAAGAAGCCCAUCCACGCAGACGCGGAUACGAAUGGCUAUGACGCCGACGGCCUGCCUGGUGACCUCAAGCUCGCUCACGGAGCCGCCAAGAAUGAAAAUUAUCUUGAUGAUAAAAACGAGAGGCCUGCCAAGAGGCGAAGGGUUAGCAGCAAUGGCCGAGAGAGCCCAGGCUCUUCAGAGUUUUUCCAGGAAGCAAUCCCACACGGGAAGUUUGAAGAACUGGAAAACUUAGAUGACUAGAUACGAGGGCUGUUUUUUAUUCUUUGGAGUAAUUUCUGGUGCGACUACAAUUUUCAGGGUUAAUGGGUUACCUUAAGUUGAUUUCCUUGAAGCACUCAGUUGAAAUCUGACAUUUUAAAUUGGAUUUUAAUUUUAGGUGACAGUUUGUAUACUUCUGCCUUUAGCAGAAUUUUUUACUUCAGCUAUUUUAAAGACCCUUUUAAAUAUUGAGAACUCCUAUAGUCAACGAAGGCUGUACAUUCAUCUUUAACAACAGAGAAUCCUAUUACAGAAUUUUAGAGGCAUAUUUUAAUACCAAAUCCUGUUAUUCUGAGUUUGAGGUUUGGUAGGGGGAGG
This is a messenger RNA of Vombatus ursinus (common wombat), 1998 nucleotides long. RefSeq names its product MIER1 transcriptional regulator (gene MIER1). Gene Ontology annotation, biological process: negative regulation of transcription by RNA polymerase II. Bases 139 to 1662 code for a protein of 507 amino acids. Gene Ontology annotation, molecular function: transcription corepressor activity; histone deacetylase binding. Gene Ontology annotation, cellular component: nucleoplasm. The transcript has 14 exons. The record is from RefSeq and is a predicted model, not a curated record. Lineage: Eukaryota; Metazoa; Chordata; Mammalia; Diprotodontia; Vombatidae.